AGACCUACUCUUUAUACACUGUAAAAAAACAUGGACCAGCACAUCUCUGACCCAUUCCAGUGUUACCUCAAGAAUCUGGACUUACAGACUCUACACAAGUAUGUGAGUGGGCUCUUAAAGCAUGAAGUUUUCCUUGUCGGACACAAGAGGAUGAGACCCAGGAGGCAGGGCAUGCAAAAAUAGGCCAUGAAAACCACAGUGUAAAGUUUACAACAUAAUCACACAUGAAGCAAAGGCACCAACUUAUUGCAUUUCAAUUAAUUCUACAUCUGCGCAGUCAGAUUUGCAGACAAAAUUGUUGAAAAAUCGUUUCUCACUUCAUCCUAGGAUGGUUUUAUUCACCCUGUUGUGUGUCUCUUUUAGGUUCCCACCAGCUGCACAACGUAAACAUCACUCCCUGUCCAUGUGCACAGAGUGAAAUACUUCUCCUUGCAUUCUCACAUUGAGACCUAUGCUGUAAUUAUCGUUUCGGUGAGUAACACUGUGUGAUAGAAACAGGUCUCAAAGUUUGCAUCAACAAGAUUCAAUUCCAGUUCACCGUCACAAUCCACAUUGAGUGUAGUAGUAGCUACCCUUAGCGACAUGAUGUGUCUUGCAUAAGCAUACAUUUUUUUUAAGAACUGCUGCUGGAACCAGUUUAAGGUUACACAUGGUGCAUAAUUAUUUGAGUGGCCCUGACAUUUUAAGAUUGUUUUGAACUCAAAUUUUUUCCCUUUUUUUUCUUUUUUCUUUUACAGGAUAAUCAAACAGUUAAGCACUUUUGGUACCAGUUAACAUUUUCACUUCAUUCAAGAUUCCCUUCAUUCCCAUAUCAUUGACAAAAUGACAGUCAUCCUGAACUGCACGAACUGAACCUGCUCCACUAUUUCUGGAAGGCAGCACAGAACGUAUGUACUAACCUGCUUCUCAGGUUGCUCAGACACUUACAUUACAUGUUGCUAUUACGUAUACAGACUGAGUAGUGCACAUCUGAAUUUCACUGUCCCCAUAGAUUAGUUUUAAUUUCACACCCUUCACUGAAGAUCUUCAUCUGAAGAGCAACUAGGGUUUCUACUGUUAUAUAAGAAACAAAUACAUUCAAACUUUUUUGAAUAACUUCUUCUUUAGUUAUCAUCUUUCUUUGUGUUGACUGCACUAUGGCUGGUUUUGCACCUUCAGCCUUUAUACAGUCACAAUUCAGAAAUCAGAAAAGCUUGUAUUGUCUCAGUGAGGUUUGAUAAAUGACAACAACGGGUGCAGGAAGGGAAAAAAAGAUGUAAUUAUAAUGAAAUAUGGUAGAUUAUUAAUAGAUAGUUUUCCUAUUUAUAUGUAAUUCAAACUGUCAAACUUUCAAUCAUAAAUAAGGUGUUAAAAUGGGAGUGUUUUGCAAUCACUGAAAUGCUUGCUCACCUCUUUCAUUGGUGAAGUGAUGGUGGCCUUUAUGGACAAGAAGUUCCUGUGAUGAUAAGUGUGAUCCUCCAUUUGUCAAGUUUUCCAUCACUCUUCUCAAUACAAACUCUUUCAAGUUCUCCUCUUCUUCUUCUUCUUCAAUCAAUCAAUCAACGUCAACAUUUUUUUUGCUAUUCCUCACAAUUAAUAGUAACCAAUUCUGUUUUCUCUUAAAACGCUUAUCACCAAAUUUUGCAUGUCCACCCUAUACUUUUCAGGAUACCAUGUUAUUUGAAAUUAUGUGAUUUUCCUUGUUUUCAAGGAAAAUUACUGUUCUACCUUCUGAAUUGUUUACAGUAUUGUGUUACAAAAUGCAAUACUACCUUACAAUACUGUCUUACUGCAGUUAGCAAAUAUAAGUCCCUGGUAUUCUUUUAUGGAGACUGAGACUUAACAGGUUUGAUUCUCACUGUAGGUUGUGUGCCACUAUGUGAAGCCUCAGCUGUGGGACCUUGGAUGAAAUCUGUAUCAUCGCAGCCAUACAACAUAUUGACUCAGUUUACCUUGCACCUUAACCUACUUCUGAUUUAGAACUGGCAGUAGCUUUCGUCGUUGAAGUCAUGUGAAAUAAAAGUAUGAAGUGAGCUGUUACUUCAUCUCUUUUUUCUGCAGUAGCUGCCAAGUGUCUGCAUAAUACCGAGCUAUGGAUAUGCCUGACCUGUAUCAUCAAAUAAGGCUUAAAUGUUACAGUGGAAGAGAGGGGAUGUGUAACAUAAUACAAGGGAAUGAUUUCCUUUCAUUUUAAAUAUUUUCUAUUUAAGUGAACCAAUAGAAACCUUUACAGAAUGAGAAUAUGGUGUAAUUAAAACAUGGCAUUGGCACUGUAUUUGUUCAUUUAUUUUUCUGUUCGCAAAACUGUGAGUACAGCGUGGAUUUUUUUGUGAAGACCUUAUCCACGUCAAACACAGCAAAUACUGCUGGUCAUUCAGACUUUGUCUAAUUCUCUUUGGAGGCAUCAAAACAUACAGGUGCAUCUCAAUAAAUUAGAAUAUCAGCAAUAAGUUGAUUUAUUUCAGUAAAACAAUUUAAAGAUUGAAACUCAUAAAUUAUAAAGAUUCAUCACACACAGACUGAUUCAAGAGACUAUUUCAAGUAUUUAUUUCUUUGACAGUGAUGAAAGUGACAAUUACAUGGACAGAUUCAUGUUAUAUCAGCCCCUAUGCAUUAUUUGUAUCCUCACUUUACUACCUGUGACAUGGACACAGUAUUAAAUAUUGGUAGCAAACACUAGUCACUCACCACAACACCUGCACUGCUCUCUGAUGGGUCUCAGUGCUCCUCAACUGAAAUGUCAUGUAGCUGUUAUUUUUUCCAGUCCUGUCCUGUCCCUGCUCUCUUUGGCUUCUGGCUCAUAAUUAUAAGCUUGUGGUCCAUUCCAUGCAGAUAAAUGAACAUUUUCUACCUCUUUAUUGACAAGACUGGCAUUUAGAACCAUAUAAUUACUGGACAUGGACUCCCCCUCAUCACAGCAUGUGAUUGUCGCUUGUCCAUUUUGACACAGAAGUAGAUGACUUGCAAAAAUGACUCAAGAAGUUACCAUAUUAUGUCAUGUAUUCUCUCUUUUUUUUUUUUUUUUCUCAAUUCAUCAACUUAAAGAAUCACUUCCCUACUUAUCGAUUCACUGCAAGUUGCUCUGUAGGUGGGGCAUGGCCAACCCCAGCUCGCCCAUGCAUCAGCCCUCUUUACAUAUUUCAGUCUGUUUUGUGAUUCUGUUUUUAUUUGAACCUAGAUGGAAUUGUUUGUUUUGGAAUUGACAUGUUGAUUUUCAAAUCCCAGAACGAGCUCAGAUAGUAUGUUAAAGGGUACAGUCAGUCCAGUUCAUAAACACUUCAGGAGAGUACCUACAGUACCUACCUACAUUUGAUUUGGAGUUAGAGAACUAACAAAAUCAACCAGAAUGUUUUUGCUACGUUGUUUUCGAGCGAGGGUCAGUAUUUACUUAUCAAUUUACUUAUCUUAGCCUUUACUUAUAUUUUUUUAUUUCAUUUAUUUAUUUAUUGGAGUGGUAUUUUACUUUAUAAACUCAGUUCAGAAGUCGAUAUUUUACAUUUUUAUGUUAAAAUUUAACUAAAUGUUCUUGUUUUCAUCAGAAUAAAGUCGACCUUAACAAAGAUGCUGCUACCAAAGGUCCAGUCUUAGCAGAGCCAAAGAAGAGGCCGUGGAUUAAAACUCUCUUUGGUUUCUGUCAGGUGUGUUUGGCAGACCAUGUCUUUAUGGCUUUAUGUUUGUAUAUGUUUAUUGACUGUUACAUUUCUUAUUUAUUUGUUUAUUCUAAUCUAUUUAAUCUGGAAAAAAAAUCAUUAAGAUCAAUUACUUCAUUUUCAAGAGUGCCCUGACCGAGAUAGGCAACAGCUAAAUUAACAGAGUCAAAGACAUAAAACAGAACAAAUAUAAACACAGGUUAACAUAUCCUGAGCCACAGCACACAAAGUCUUUGAUUAAACAUCUCCAAUCAGAGACACCAUCCUCCAAUGCCUUCAAUUUAUAUUUAAAAAGAUUAUAAAGAUACUAGUUUCCCAAGAUGUAGAGUCUUGAUCAUACAGAACAAAAUAAAGAAAAAGAGCUUUAUUGAACCUCAAAGGGACAUUCAGUAAGUUAAAGACUUCAAAUUUAUCAUAAACCUCAGCAUGGUGAACAGUAUCCAAAGAUUAAAAUAAUAAUUCUAAUACAUUUUUAUAUAACAUUUUUCAUGACACUCAAAGACACUUAAUAAGGAAAAAACACAGUAGUAAAUAAACACAGUAAAAAAUAGUAAAAUCAGAUUUAAAAAACAGGCUCAAGUACAAUUGCAUCAACAAUUGAAGGCGUUGGUGAGAUGUAUGCAUGUACAGAACAUCACCAUAAACAAUCAGAGGCAUAAAAGUGGCAGUAAUAAGUUGUUUCAUAGCCAUAAAUAAAAAAAGGAUCCUAUUUUUGAAAUCAAAACCCAGACACAAUUUAAACUUCUCUUCAAGUUGCUCAUUAUGAAGCUGAAAAGUCAGAGAAUCAUCUAUCAAGAAUAUUUACAAGAUGAUAGAGGCUCAAUUACAUCCCUCUGUGAUGUUAAUAUUAGUUAUUGUAAUUUUACAUAAUUAUGAUAAAGUGUGAUUGUUUCUCAUUUUACUCCACAGAAGAAAGAAAGUAAGCUAGAAGAUCCCAUAUCAGACAGAUCUUCAGCUAAGAAGACAAGUUGUUGGCGUCGCUUACUUGGGGUAUGUUUCAGAAAGCCAAAAAAGAAAAAAGAAAAAUUACUAUAAUGAGUUCACAAAAGUGACCUUUCAGAACUAAAACUAUACUAAUUUAUCUCUGCAUGAACUCUAACGGAUUUUCUUAAACCCCACAGAAAAAGAAACGAGUUGCUCCAGGACCCUACAACAGCAAACAGGUGGAAUGUGAAACAAGGUAAAGUAUCAACACAUGCUGUUUUCAGCGUUUGUCAGACACAAAGUCAACUCAAACGACUCAAAUACCACCCCACCAUUAACUUAUAAUUUACCAUCACACCUCAAAUAUAUACUGAAGUAAUUCAAGUGACAAAAACACAAACUUUGAAUUGUUGCCCAGACACGGCUGCCAGAAGCAUCAGUGAAAACUUUAAACACUUUAAACGUUAGCUCUCACAUCCUCUUUCAUUUUUGCUUAAAGUGUGUUUGUGUUAUCUUUUCUCUCUGUAGGAAAAAUUUAGAAUUCAGCGAUAUUGCAAGGCAGAGCGCCAGCGCUGUGGACCAUUAUGGGUAAGUACAUCUACAACAGCACAGAAGUCCUGAUAUGAUUCCUUUACAAAGGAGCUCAACUCUAUGAUUGGUCCGUCAAAAGUUUUGAUGCUGACAUGAAUUUUAACUAAUUGUGUUUGUGCCACAGGUUUCCAAAUAUCAGACAGAGCUGCUAUAUGAACUCUUGCCUGCAGAGUUUCUUAACACUGGAGCAGUUUGUUCAGGACAUCAGCCGUCAGGAAGAAGUGGAAUUCAGCCCCUCGAGCCAAAUUGAUGAGGUACUAUAGCUACAAACUCUCAGACUUCAUACACAGUCAUGUCACUCUCAGAUGUCUCCACAAACAUUCAGAAGAAAGUGAACCAACAUAUUAACUCUUUUCUAUUCUUCUCUGCAGACAUUUCAUGGCUCUGAGGGAUGUUCAUUUGUCAACGGACCGGCAAACUAAAGGACGUCUUCUGCAAUCGUUCAAGAAGGCGUUCUCUGAUCAGGAACCCCAAUUCAGGGAUGACCAACAAAAAGUAUGUAAUCUAGAUACAUGUCUUAUUCUUUCACCUCCUAAUGAUACUUUUUUUUGCUGCAUAUAAAUACUAUUGUCUGUGUUUCUCUGUGUUUAGGAUGCUCACGAGUUCCUGACUACAGUCCUCAACCAAAUUAGUAGUCCGGCUUCUUCACUGACAGAAACCGCAGCCAGAAAUUCCAGGACAUACACCUGCCCUGUAGAGGACAAUAUGGCAUUUAAGAUGAAGAGCACCAGGACCUGCAAGAGGUACAAUUUUGGAGUAAAAAUAUCACAUAUGCACAAUUUGUAUCUACUUGAAUGUCAGGGCAUUAAAACUAUCUCAUCAAAUUUAGUCUAUUAAAGAAAAAAUAUAGUAGUAAUAUAUAAUAAUAAUUUUUUAACUGCUAAAAGACAAGAUUGCUGUCCUCCAAUGUCGUGUUUAGCCCAACAAAUUUAAAAGUUGAAUUAACAGAAAAUGAGAAAAAAGAAUCUUAACUUCAUAUAGAAGGUGCUGAAAUAAUCAAAAUGAACAAUGUUCCUUGAAUUUGCAGUUGUGGAGAUCAGUCCAGAAGAACAGAAGAGUUUACCAACCUGUCACUAAAUCUGGUUCCUGGAAGUACAGUGGAAAACAUGAUUGAAGAUUACCUGACAGUAAGUCUAACCCGAGUUUAAUCAUAGCAUCACCACCAGAAUACUCACAGGGUUUUAAAGCUGUUUGUUUUUAGGCUUGAUAAAGUUAAUAAUACACUUUUUGUGUCUGAUCUGCAGGAAACAGAGUUGGAGUAUAAAUGCAGUUGUGGAGGAAACACAUCAAGAAUGAGGGUGGAGUUUGAGACAAUGCCAAGGUGAGACAUCACAUCCAUCACAGAUGAGCUUACUCAUGUUCUGAGAAGUUCCCAAACUUGACUUCUUUAUCUCUGUGAUCUUUUACACACAUUACAGUCCAACAGCGUGAUCAUGUUUUCAACAAUCUUUUUGUUUCCGCCUUUCCAGAGUGCUCAUCCUACACCUGAAGCGUUUCUGUUACACUUCAUCUUAUGAGCUGAUGAAGAUACACCAGCCCGUCGAGCUCUCUAGGGAUCUAGUGAUAUCUUCAAAACAGGUAUGGAAAAAGAAGUCUGAGGUCAAAAUGAAAAGAUUCUUAUGUAAAAGGGUUAAGGUGAAAGCUAACUCAAAUUAUGUGUGUUUUCUUUCAGGGAGGCAGAUGUUACAGCCUCUGUAGCACCAUCAGCCAUUUAGGUUACUCAGGAGAAGAAGGUAAGAUAAUCACACUCUGAAGGGCUGCUCCUCACAUCAUUUGUUUGAAACAUUUCAGAAAUAUUGGGGUCUCUCUGUGGCAGAACUAAAUCAUAACGUGGCCCCUUAUUCAAUUAAGCAGUUUUACGUCAACUUUCUUUGCUGUCUUCAUAGUUUUUCUUAAUGACUCUGAUUGUACCAGGUUAGCACCAUGCUGGGCUGAACCAAACCACACCACUUGGUGGAAACACAUCAUAAGUUUAGGUGAAAUAACCAACACAACAAUCUCUCUCCUCUCAGGACACUACAUCUGUGACAGCAUUGAUCAGGAGGAUGAUCCAAACCAGCCAACUGACCACUGGCUCACCUUCAAUGAUUCAAAGGUCACCAAGACAACCGGGUGGUCCGUGUGCGAGCGGCGGCAGAGGGCAGCCUACAUCCUGUUCUACACCAGACAAGUAUGAAUACAAAACUGUUCACAUUAAGAGGAGGAGGGAGGGCAUGAAAGCCAUCCACUGUGUUUUCACUGUCAGUGUUUUUUCUGUAUUUUCAGGAUUAGAGCAGGAGGUGAAAUGUGGGACAUCUUGGAGGGGGGUUUGGACCAAAAGCCCAAGAUCCAGAGGACACAAGAAGAGCAAUACCAGGGAGACAAGCUAAGUAAUUUUUCUUUACUUUUAUUUUCUAUACUACUUGCUUUUCCUGGGAUUUUGUUUCUUUUUUUGUGUCUGUAUGUUUCUGCAGGUCUGGAUCAGCAGAUCAUUAACAGAGUCACACACAUCGCUUGUCACGGGUGUGACAAGCGAUGGCCAGAGGUCCAGCCCCCAGGAGGUCCCACAACCCUUAGGAGGAGGGUCACCCCAGAGAGCCUGGUUCCUCUCAAGGUUUCUUCCUCUCAAAGGGAGUUUUUCCUUGCCACUGUUGCCGCAACUCCCUGGACAGAAGGUAGAGAUGAUUCUGUCUGUACCAGGGUUUGGCUUGCUCUCUGGAACAACGGCAAAAAGCAGGAGAAAGACACGAUGAUGAGAAACAGAAGAAGAUGAAAGAGUGAAAUGAACAUAUACAAAUAUACAAGAAAUACAACAAAAAAAAAACUAUUUAAAAAAAAAAAACUAUCUGGGAAUGUAGGACUAUGCUUUAUGUGUCAGUACUUAGCAUUAGAAGUCAUUAUGUUGGCUCGGUGAACAGGAGCCUCAUGAUAUUUUAUAUGCAUGUAUUUUAAGUUAUUUUUUACAGAAGAAGACUUCAAGACCUACACCUCUGACUGAAAGAAGGAAUUUUUUUUUAAUCUGAAUAAUCUACUUACACAAGAUCUGCAAUGAGAUUUAUCAUGCAGUUUGUCCACCAAAAUCAACAAAGAAUUUCAGUAAAGCUUCACCUAAGCAUCAUGUUAAACUUUGAUUAAAAAAAAAACAUAAUCUAUUGGUAGAUCUAGAUAUGAUUACAUUUUUUUCAUAAACCAAGUUGUCCAAGUAGCAGAUCAUCAACAGUCUGCAUGUCCUCACUGACCACUAUUACACUCAAACUGAAUAUCACAUAAAUGAAAAAGAAAUUUCA
Messenger RNA from Xyrichtys novacula (pearly razorfish), 8410 nucleotides. The record is from the annotation of a GenBank genome assembly. NCBI's taxonomy places the organism in Eukaryota, Metazoa, Chordata, Actinopteri, Labriformes, Labridae.